AUGUCGGCUUCAACUGAGAAGGAGACGGGCGCUCCUGCCGCGUCUCACGUCCAUCUGGCGACGACGCAGGAUGUUGAGCGCAUCGAGGCGCCAGUUACCUGGCAGGCGUACCUGAUCUGCGCCUUCGCCUCGUUUGGUGGUAUCUUCUUUGGUUACGACUCUGGCUAUAUCAACGGUGUUUUGGGCUCCCGAAUCUUCAUCGACGCCGUCGAGGGUGCCGCGGCGAAUGCAAAGUCAGUUUCCGAGUCGCACCAAUCGCUUAUUGUGUCUAUCCUCUCCUGCGGUACAUUCUUCGGCGCGCUCAUUGCUGGUGACGUCGCCGACAUGAUCGGCCGCAAAUGGACCGUCAUCUACGGCUGCGUCAUCUACAUGCUUGGUGUUGUCGUCCAGAUGUUCACCGGUAUGGGCGAUCCUCUUGGCGCCAUUGUCGGCGGCCGUCUCCUUGCCGGUAUUGGUGUCGGCUUCGAGUCUGCUAUUGUCAUUCUGUACAUGUCCGAGAUUUGCCCCCGUAAGGUUCGUGGCGCGCUGGUCGCGGGCUACCAGUUCUGCAUUACCAUCGGUCUCAUGCUUGCGUCUUGUGUCGUCUAUGCCACCCAGGGGAGGCCCGACACGGGAUCCUAUCGCAUCCCGAUCGCCAUCCAGUUCGUCUGGGCCCUCAUUCUGGGCGGUGGUCUGCUCUUCCUUCCCGAUUCGCCCCGUUACUUUGUCAAGCGAGGCAACCUUCAGCGUGCUACCGACGCUCUUUCCCGCCUCCGUGGCCAGCCCCGCGACUCUGAAUACAUCCAGGUUGAACUCGCCGAGAUCGUGGCCAACGAGGAGUACGAGCGGCAGCUCAUCCCUUCGACCACUUGGUUCGGCAGCUGGGCGAACUGCUUCAAGGGCUCCCUCUUCAAGGCCAACUCGAAUCUUCGCAAGACUAUUCUCGGCACUUCUCUUCAAAUGAUGCAGCAAUGGACCGGUGUGAACUUCAUCUUUUACUACUCGACCCCCUUCCUGCAGUCGACGGGCGCAAUUGACAACACGUUCCUCAUCUCCAUGGUCUUCACCAUCAUCAACGUGUUCUCGACCCCAAUCUCCUUCUGGACCGUCGAGAGGUUCGGCCGUCGCACCAUCCUCUUCUGGGGUGCCUUGGGCAUGCUCAUUUGCCAGUUCCUUGUCGCCAUCAUCGGCGUCACGGUUGGCUUCAACCACACCCACCCUAACCCGGCUGAUCCUUCGAAGAGCCUUGCCGAUAACGUUUCGGCCGUCAACGCCCAGAUCGCCUUCAUUGCCAUCUUCAUCUUCUUCUUCGCCUCAACAUGGGGUCCUGGCGCGUGGAUUCUCAUCGGCGAGAUCUUCCCGCUGCCGAUCCGCUCUCGUGGCGUUGGUCUUUCGACGGCCUCCAACUGGCUCUGGAAUACCAUCAUUGCCGUCAUCACUCCUUACAUGGUGGGUGAAACUCGCGGCAAUCUGAAGUCGUCCGUCUUCUUCGUCUGGGGCGGUCUCUGCACAUGCGCCUUCGUCUACACCUACUUCUUGGUGCCCGAGACCAAGGGUCUGUCGCUUGAGCAGGUUGACAAGAUGAUGGAGGAGACCACCCCGCGCACCUCGGCCAAGUGGAAGCCGACAACCACCUUUGCCGGCGCCGCCGCCGGUCACGAUGGCUACCUCGAAAAGGGAACUGACGCUGCAGUCUAA
Canariomyces notabilis is the source of this 1677-nucleotide messenger RNA. RefSeq names its product general substrate transporter. Gene Ontology annotation, biological process: transmembrane transport; carbohydrate transport. The transcript has 3 exons. NCBI's taxonomy places the organism in Eukaryota, Fungi, Ascomycota, Sordariomycetes, Sordariales, Chaetomiaceae. Gene Ontology annotation, cellular component: membrane. The record is from RefSeq and is a predicted model, not a curated record. Bases 1 to 1677 code for a protein of 558 amino acids. Gene Ontology annotation, molecular function: carbohydrate:proton symporter activity.